AUGCAAAGCACUUCGCCACGACCAUCGCCCAAUUGCGGCUCAGAUGACUCAGGGUUGACUCUCAGCACGAGUCAUCAAGUUCAUACAGAGCUACAGGAGCGUUAUAGACCAAUCAACCGCGAGGAAUUCAAGAUUGCCAUCAUCUGCGCACUGCCACUAGAAUACGAUGCGAUGUGUUUAGCAUUUGACGAAUUCUGGGACGAAGAUGGAGAUCCGUAUGGAACCGCGCCCGGCGAUGCCAACACGUACACAACUGGUCGAAUCGGGGACCAGAAUGUUGUAUUGGUUCUCCUCCAACGGAUGGGGAAGACCAGUGCAGCAUCUGCGGUGGCCAGUAUGAAACUGAGUUAUACAGGACUGCGCCAAGCGCUUCUCGUGGGUAUAUGUGGCGGUGUUCCUAAAACUCAGAACGGAUCCGACAUCAUGUUAGGAGACGUGAUCAUAAGUAGGACAAUUGUCCAGUACGAUUUUGGCAAGAGAUAUCCUGACCGAUUUAUCCGAAAACAAACAACCACGGAGGCGCAGAGCAAUGAUUUUCGGGGCUUUGCGGUCAUGGCCGAGACAAUGCGAGGCCGGAACAAACUCAGUCAAGCAGCAUCCAAGUUACUAAACCGACUGCAAGACAAUGCCAAUGGAAGUGGUUGCGGAACAAAAUAUGUUUAUCCUGGGUUGGCAAGAGAUAAACUUUUUGAGUCAAACUACCGACAUAAACAUCACGAGUCGCCUAACUGCGCGUGCAAAGAGUGCCAUGACAUGACGUCUCCAGUUUGUGAUGAAGCUCUUACUGCUUCUUGCAGCGAGCUUGGAUGUAGCAGCAAGUUUCUAGCGCCGAGAGACAGUUACGACCGGAAACAGGACACGAAUCUGCUGGGUGGAAUGGAGGUUGCGAUACAUGUGGGAUCCGUUGCCUCAGGCGACACAGUCCUGAAGUCUGGGUUGGAUAGGGAUAAGAUAUCACAGAAAGAAGGUAUUAUUGCGUUUGAAAUGGAGGCAGCGGGAAUUUGGGACGAAAUCCCAUGUCUCAUCAUCAAGGGUGUAAGCGACUACGCUGAUAGCCACAAACACAACGAAUGGCAAAAUUUCGCAGCGGCUACAGCGGCAGCUACUACAAAUGCUCUUCUCCAGGCCUAUUCAGAGAAGAGAAAAGCUAACUUUGAAUACGAAGCGCUCGGAACCUUCCUCCAAGCCCUUCACCCUGUUGCUCGAGAGAGAGCAUUAGUUCUCCUUCGCUUUUCAUUUGGGCAACAGCCACAAUUGAUAGAGCAGGUAUCAUUUAGUCCGGUCUUAGUUAUCGAUGCCCGAGGACGCCAUCUGCCAUUCCAUCUGGAGACUAUUUCUUCCAAGGAGGUCUGCACCCCCCUUGUUCGUUAUUAA
Molecule: messenger RNA, 1374 nt
Organism: Trichoderma harzianum CBS 226.95
Lineage: Eukaryota; Fungi; Ascomycota; Sordariomycetes; Hypocreales; Hypocreaceae
Exons: 2
Coding region: 1-1374 (457 amino acids)
Biological process (GO): nucleoside metabolic process
Molecular function (GO): catalytic activity
Source: RefSeq, a predicted model, not a curated record